Messenger RNA from Phytomonas sp. EM1, 1797 nucleotides. Lineage: Eukaryota; Euglenozoa; Kinetoplastea; Trypanosomatida; Trypanosomatidae. The record is from the annotation of a GenBank genome assembly.
AUGUACCGCUCAAACAUCUUGCGAAUCGCGAGGAGUUUUGCGAAGUCCGCUCCGGCAUCUACUGCGGCUACCAUUGGCUCCCCUGUGGCAAAGCCGGGCAGCUUCGUGUCGACCCCGGGGCCGGCACCAACGUCAACACCCGCGCCCACCAUGGGGACGGGUCUACGAAAAAAGGUGAUUAAAAAAAUAAUUAAGAAGGUGAAGGUUGUUAAUAAGAAUCAACAGGCCGUUCCAGAAGCGUUAGCGGCAUCCAAUCGCACAAAUGUACAGACCGCCACGACGGCGUCAAGCCCUCCCCCUCUCCCUCCUCUGCCUCAGGACGCGCGCAUAGCGGCUAACCCGGAGCCCGUUGAGACUCGCCGGUAUACCGAAAAGUCUUCCCCAAUUUCGCAAAGAUCCGGGGCCCCGAAGCCAGAUGAAGAGAACCAUAACGCCGAUUUUGAGCUGUCAUCGCGCACGGGUGAACAACUGCGCCACGAGCUACGUGGCAUCCCUUCACCCGAUAGUGAAAUUACGAAUGAUACGCACGCCGCAGAGCAACCGGGCAGUCAGAAAAAAACGCCCAUGGUAAAAGGAUACCGAAUUGAGGAGGUGCUCACAUUAUGUGGACCAUCCGAUGCGAUGUUCGCACGGCGACUACCAUCUGGCGGCUGCCAGUUCUUUGCCUGGCCGGGCACCCCGCUGAGCGUCGCGAGCAACGCGAUUGUCUCCAUGCCGGAUACCAUUCGCACGGUGCACGCCGUGUUUGGCCGCGCCGGGACGCCUAUUGACCUCGUGAUGGAUAUCGACUGCCCCGUUCCGCAGGAGCACUGGAGCAUGCACAAAAUCGUCCCGUACCACAAGAAAAUCCUCAACGACGUGCUGAGUGUGGUUACCGAGGAAAUCGAAAAGAUCGGCGAGACCAUCGAAAGCCAGGUCGUGCUUCAGUCGCCGAACCUCAAGAAAGCAUCUUUUCACGUCCACACCAAGCUCAAGGAUGUCGCGUUUGCGGACUACAACUCCCUCUACGGCUUCCUAUCCCGCUUCCACGCCCGCAUCCCGAUGGUGGACACGCAGAUCUACCGCAAAAGCGGUAUGCUUCGCAUGUUUAGCUGCAUGAAGGAGAACCACACCAGCGCGAUGGUCGUCUUUGAUGAGCCCAGGUGGAACAUCGGGUUCCCGGGCGGCCGGGUGCCCGAUCGGGCCGCCGCUUUGCACUCCGUCAUCGUCCGCGAGGCGGGGACUUUCUCGCGCGUGUUAACCUUCGAGCCGCCGCGCUCGUCAGAGGAGAUGCGGCAUUCCGUGAAAUCCGGCGAUGAGGCCGAGGAAGGCGCUGAGGUGCGCCCACCCCGCGUGCUGCUCCCGCGAACCGAACAGGAGGCGGUUGAGACGGCCUCGCGAUGGCUGCGGCAGGCGACGGAGCGGGAGGUCGGGGAGUGGCGCGCGUGGAUCGGCCUCGGGCUCUGCGCCUUUCGCAUCGCGUAUCACUUCCGCGACGCCACGACGCUGCGGCGGCCUGCGAUGGAGGAGAUGCUCGACGCGUGGCGCGAGGCCAGCCAGCAUUGCCCGAUGAAGUUCCGCCACGGCGACUGCGAGCAGCGCUGGGCGUCCUUCGAUAUCAGCAAGCUCGGCGGCGAUGAGGGGUGGUGGCGGGCUUACCAGCGCCUUGGCCGGCUCGAGGUGCCCACACAGGAGGCCCUUCGGAUGCAGGAAAUAGAACGAAAUGCUGCUAGCGCCACGAAAAAGAACUCCAUUCGGGGAGGCUCUCCUGGAAGGGAGAACAAGUCCCCCGGUGGCCCAAAGAGAGAGCCCUUUUAG